Pleurotus ostreatus (oyster mushroom) is the source of this 1077-nucleotide messenger RNA. RefSeq lists its product as uncharacterized. The transcript is spliced from 17 exons. The record is from RefSeq and is a predicted model, not a curated record. Gene Ontology annotation, cellular component: extracellular region. The coding region runs from base 1 to 1077 and encodes 358 amino acids. NCBI's taxonomy places the organism in Eukaryota, Fungi, Basidiomycota, Agaricomycetes, Agaricales, Pleurotaceae. Gene Ontology annotation, biological process: pectin catabolic process. Gene Ontology annotation, molecular function: polygalacturonase activity.
AUGCUUAGCCUCCUCGUCUUGCUACCCUUCGUUCAGUCGGCGCUCUCCGCGUGCACUGGAACCAUCUCGUCUCUCGAUGACAUCGCCGCCGCCGUGAAAUGCACCACAGUCAAUAUCAACAGCUUCACCGUGCCCGCUGGUCAAGGCUUUGAAAUCGACCUCCUCGAUGGAACGACCGUUAACCUAAACGGCGACAUCAAGUUCGGCAACAAGACCUGGGCAGGACCUCUGUUCACCGUCAGUGGAAAAUCGAUUACCUUCAAUGGCAACGGCCACACUCUCGACGGCGGAGGACCUUUCUACUGGGACGGCCUUGGUGGCAAUGGCGGUGUCACAAAGCCUGCGCCUAUGAUCAAGAUUCGCAUCUCGGGCACGUACAGGGACGUCAAGGUACUCAACUCGCCUGCCCGCACCUACUCCGUGUCAAACCCUGCAGCUUUGGUCAUGACCGGAUUGACAAUCGACAAUUCUUUGGGCGAUCUACCAAACUCGAACAGUGCUGGAAAAGCUGCCGGUCACAAUACUGACGGAUUCGACGCCAGCACCACCGACCUGACCAUCCAAAACAGCGUGAUCCACAACCAGGAUGAUUGCCUGGCAAUCAACCGCGGCUCCAACAUCGUCUUCCAAGGCAACACAUGCAUUGGAGGACACGGCAUCUCUGUCGGCUCGAUUGACUCGGGUGUCACCGUCAACGGUAUUGUAAUUACAGGCAACACAAUCAUCGACAACGAUCAAGCCCUCCGCAUCAAGACAAAGUCAGCUGCUACAGGAAGUACCGUUACCAACAUCACCUAUUCCGGCAAUACAGCCACAGGGAUCAAGCGAUUCGGUGUCAUAAUCGAUCAAAGUUACCCAGACACCCUCGGGACACCCGGCACCGGUGUGAAGCUUUCUGGUGUUAACUUCGUAUCUCCCAAAACAACCAUUUCCGUUGUCAGCGGUGCCCAAAAGGUCGCUGUUAACUGCGGGUCGGGAUCAUGCACCGGGAGCUGGAACUGGGCCAACCUCGCCGUCUCAGGAGGCAAAGCUGGUUCGAUUGUCAACUUCAGCGGCAUUACGGGCUUCUCGCAGUAA